GGAGAACAAAAGACCCAGUGACAGUAGCACACGCAAGUUUCAUCACACCAUAGCAUGCCAAUUUUGCCCUGCUGUUAUAGGAUAUAGAGGCUUGUUCGCGGAAGGAAAAGGCUUUGGUCUCGUUCGCUGCCACUGUUAGCCGAAGGCGCUCAGGACCCAAUGCCUGCACCACUUCUCCUCCUGCUCCUCCUCGUCCUCUGCUGUAAUGUCGCUGCCGCUGCCAAAGCGCACUCAGAUUCCCUCCAUCUCGAGCUCGUUCGCCGCCCGCCGUCUCCCUCCGCCACCACCCGGCUCGACCUCCUCCGCGAGCUCUACCGCAGCGACCAGCUCCGGCAGCGGAUGAUCUCCCAGAGCAUGGGGCAGCGUCGCCACGGGCGGCGGCCGCUCCAGGCCCCCGCGGUCUCGCAGAACGCCUCUCUGCCGGCGCCGGCGCCGGCGGAGGAGUCGUUCGCGUUGCCGCUCACGUCGGGGGCGUACACGGGCACGGGGCAGUACUUCGUGCGGUUCCUGCUGGGCACGCCGGCGCAGAAGUUCCUGCUGGUGGCGGACACGGGGAGCGACCUGACGUGGGUGAAGUGCCGUCGACCGCGCGCGUGCCGCCGGUGCGGGCGCGGGAGGUUCUUCCGGCCCCAGGCAUCGACGACGUACGACCCGAUCCGGUGCUCGUCGGACAUGUGUAAGUCUGCGCUGCCGUUCGCGCUGGCCACGUGUCCGACACCGGCGAGCCCAUGUGCUUACAAUUACGGGUACUCCGAUGGAUCGAUGGCGAAGGGGGUAUUCGCGCAGGAGUCGGCGACGAUAACGCUUUCGAGAGGCGCUCGUCGCAGGAAGCUGGGUGGGCUGGUGGUGGGUUGCACGACCUCAUCCGUCGGAUCCAGCUUCCGCGCAUCGGACGGCGUCCUUGGCCUCGGCUACAGCGCGGUGUCGUUCGCCGCCCGCGCCGCUGCCGGAUUCGGCGGCCGCUUCUCCUACUGCCUCGUGGACCAUCUCAGCCCCCGGAACGCCUCCAGCCGCCUCACCUUCGGACCCACCCCGGCCCUCUCUCACCCGGCAUUGCCGCCCCCUCGCGCCACCGAGCUCGUCCUCGACGCCCGCCUCCAGCCCUUCUACGCCGUCCGCAUCGACGGCGUCUCCGUCGACGGCGAGCUACUUCCGAUCCCCUCGAGUGUGUGGGAUGCCGCCCGCGGCGGCGGCGCCAUCCUCGACUCAGGGACGAGCCUGACCGUGCUGGCGGAGCCGGCGUACAGGGCGGUGGCGUCGGCGCUGAGCCGGCGACUGGGCGGGGUCCCGAGUGUGAGCGUGGACCCCUUCGACCACUGCUACAACUGGACGGCGGCGGGGCCGGCGGCGGAAGUGCCGAAGCUGGUGCUGCACCUGGCGGGGACGGCGCGGCUGGAGCCGCCGGCGAAGAGUUACGUGAUCGACGUGGCGGAGGGGGUGAAGUGCAUCGGCAUCACGUCGGCGCCGUGGCCGGGCGUGUCCACCAUCGGCAACAUCCUGCAGCAGGAGCACGUGUGGGAGUUCGAUCUCAAGAAUCGACGGCUGAGAUUUCGGCGAUCCACCUGUCGUUCCAUCUGAUCAUCAUGAUGAGGAAGAAGAGGAGGAGGGAGGUUGGACGUCCCUGAUUCUUUCUCCAAAUUGUAUGGCCGAUUAUUAUUAUUAUUAUUAUCAUUAUUAUUACUUUUUUUCUUUCCCCUCUUUUAUCCGUCUGGUGUAAUCAUAGUGAUGAUAUAUGUGUUAUGAGAUUCUCCUAAUAAACAAUUAGUCUGAUUUGUUGUGAAUAAA
This is a messenger RNA of Musa acuminata AAA Group (dessert banana), 1785 nucleotides long. RefSeq names its product aspartic proteinase NANA, chloroplast-like. The transcript has 2 exons. Gene Ontology annotation, molecular function: aspartic-type endopeptidase activity. NCBI's taxonomy places the organism in Eukaryota, Viridiplantae, Streptophyta, Magnoliopsida, Zingiberales, Musaceae. Gene Ontology annotation, biological process: proteolysis. The coding region runs from base 160 to 1578 and encodes 472 amino acids. The record is from RefSeq and is a predicted model, not a curated record.